Molecule: messenger RNA, 1894 nt
Organism: Chelonoidis abingdonii (Abingdon island giant tortoise)
Lineage: Eukaryota; Metazoa; Chordata; Testudines; Testudinidae
Source: RefSeq, a predicted model, not a curated record
CACGCCAAAGUCUGGCAUCUCUACAAUGAUCAUUUUCGUCCAUUUCAAGGAGGCCAAGUGUCCAUUGCCCUCAGCUCCCACUGGAUAAAACCUCAAACUAUGACAGAACAAGACAUACAAGAAUGUCAAAAAUCCCUUGACUUUGUGCUGGGCUGGUUUGCUAAACCCAUAUUUAUUGAUGGGGACUACCCUGAGAGCAUGAAGAGUAACCUCUCAUCUCUGCUGCCUGAAUUCAGUGAUGCAGAGAAGAAGUACAUCAAGGGAACAGCUGACUUUUUUGCUCUUUCUUUUGGAGCAACUCUGAGUUUCCAGCUCUUGGACUCUCAGAUGAAAUUCCAUCAGUUGGAAUCACUAAGCCUGAGGCAGCUCCUUUAUUGGAUAAGCUGUGAAUAUAACAAGCCCAAAAUAUUCAUUGUGGAGAACAGCUGGUUUGUCUCUGGUAGCACCAAGCGUGAUGAUGCCAAGUAUAUUUAUUAUCUCAAGAAGUUCAUUAUGGAAACUUUAAAAGCCAUCAGAUAUGAUGAAGUUGAUGUCUUUGGGUACACCGUUUGGUCCCUCAUGGAUGGCUUUGAAUGGCAUAGAGGAUACAGCAUUAGACGUGGAUUAUUUUAUGUUGAUUUUCAAAGCCAUGACAAGAAGUUUUUGCCAAAGUCUUCAGCUUUGUUCUACCAAAAGCUAAUAGAGAGAAAUGGUUUUCCGCCUUUGCCUGAGAAUCAACCCAUAGAUGGGAGGUUUCCCUGCGACUUUGCUUGGGGAAUUGUUGAUAAUUACAUUCAGGUAGACACAACCCCCACCCAAUUCCUUGACACUAAUGUAUACAUGUGGGAUGUUCACCAUACUAAGAAGCUUAUUAAAGUUGAUGGAGUUGCUACCCCAAAACGUAAGCAUCACUGUGUUGACUUUGCUGCCAUCAGGCUCCAGAUCUCGCUGCUGCAGGAAAUUCAUGUCACGCAUUUUCAUUUUUCACUUAAAUGGUCUUUGAUUCUCCCUUUGGGUAACCUGUCUCAAAUCAACCACACAUUCCUGCACUAUUAUCAGUGUUUUGUUAGUGAACUUCUCAGAGUUAAUAUAACUCCUGUUGUAGCUUUAUGGCAACCUAUGGCUGAGAACCAAGGGCUUCCUGUUGUGCUAGCCAAAUAUGGAGCCUGGGAGAACCCAGAGACUGUUCAAGCCUUUGUUGAGUAUGCCAAGCUCUGCUUCAAAAGUCUUGGCCACCAUGUCAAAUUUUGGAUUACAAUGAAUGAACCCUAUGUGGGGAACCUGACAUACUCUGCAGGACAUAAUCUGUUGAAAGCCCAUGCUAAAGCCUGGCACCUGUAUGACAAAGAAUUUAGAAGAUUUCAGAAAGGUAAAAUAUCUAUAGCUCUGCAAGCUGAUUGGGUAGAGCCAGCCUGUCCUUUUUCCAAAAAUGACCAAGAAGUUGCUGAUAGAGUUCUAGAAUUUGACAUUGGCUGGCUUGCUGAGCCCAUCUUUGGGAACGGUGACUAUCCACAUGUGAUGAGAGAAUGGCUUCACCAAAGAAACAGCAUUGAUUUAUACAAUUUCCACUUGCCUUAUUUCUCUGAAGAAGAAAAGAAAUUAAUCCAAGGCUCAUUCGAUUUUUUAGCCUUAAGUCAUUACACUACUAUUCUUGUGGACUGGGAAAAAGAAGAUGCACUGAAGUAUGAUCACUAUCUUCAAGUUCAAAUGAUAAAAGACAUCACAUGGCUGAACUCUCCAAGCAGAGCCGCAGUGGUGCCCUGGGGACUGCGCAAAAUGCUCAAGUGGGUUAAAUCAAAGUAUGGGGAUGUCCCAGUUUAUAUUACAGCCAAUGGAAUUGAUGAUGAUCAAAAUAUGGUUCAAGAUAAACUGAGAGUAUAUUACAUACAAAAUUAUAUCAAUGAAGCUUUAAAAG